AUGUGUGUGGUGGAAAGGGGAACAGCAAGGCGCAUCCCGCACCCCAAGCCUAAGCCUGCGCGCACACCCUCCUGGCACGUCCGCCCGCCCUCUCCAUUCAGCAAACCCCAGCGCGCAGCCCCGCACCCGGCUGCUGGCUCUGCCCAGCCCCUUGCAGCUGGCGUGGGGGGUCCCCCCAAUCCGGGCGCACGGACCCGGCCAGGGCGCGUCCCCCCAACCCCCCGCAGCCAAGAAGCGUGCCCCGCGCUGGCUUUGGUCCCGGGGGGCUCGGGGUGGGAUGAGGAGCGGGAGGAGACGGAGGUGGAGCGAGGAAUAGAGAAGGAGGAGACAGUGGGGGACCCAGCCAGGCCGAGUGGGGCUCACCGUGGGAGACUGGAAGCUGGAAGAACCAGCUGCGCCCUGGACACGCGCGCUGGAGCUGCGACCCCCGCAUCGCGGGCCAUCCCACUGGAGGGAUCAGAACCCACGGAGGCCGGGAAGCAGCAGAUGUCUGCAGCGCGGGAGAAGGCCGACUCCACCCCUGGCCAGCAAGGAGUGGCAAGCAACCAGGGGUCCAACACGUGCUGCUUCUGCUGGUGCUGCUGCUGCAGCUGUUCCUGUCUCACUGUGAGGAACCCGGCGGAGCAGACACCCAGCAGAGCGUCCCAGGUCAGCGUAGAAGAGAAGCCAGCCUGUGAAGAAAGCUCGAGCCCAACGCUGGAGGAAGUGCGGGCCUGGGGCCAGUCCUUUGACCAGCUGAUGGUCACGCCGGCUGGCCGGAAUGCUUUCCGGGAAUUCCUGCGCACGGAAUUCAGCGAGGAAAACAUGCUCUUCUGGAUGGCCUGCGAGGAGCUGAAACAGGAGGCCAACGGGAGCACCGUUGAAGAGAAGGCGAGGACCAUCUACGACGACUACAUCUCGAUCCUCUCGCCUAAAGAGGUCAGCCUGGACUCCCGCGUGAGGGAGGUCAUCAACAGAGACAUGCUGGCCCCUUCCCAGCACGUCUUCGACGACGCCCAGCUCCAGAUCUACACGCUGAUGCACAGAGACUCGUACCCCCGCUUCACGAGCUCAGCGCUCUACAAGGACCUGCUCCGGGCCUUAUCCGAGAAGGCGGUGGAGGCCUAGGACAGCGGCCUCUUCAUCCGUGGUCAAGCCAUCGAGGCAGCAUCUGGGGGGCUCACUGUGGGGAGAUGGACUCAGGAAAUUUCUAGAGCAGAGGCUUCCUUCUGCAGUGGCUUUGGACAAAGGUAAUGGGGGUGGUGGGCUUCUGGCUGGCCUAGAGAAUUUGCAGAGCUGUGUGUCCUCAAGUGCAACUGUCCUGGCCACAUCUACUUACAGAGCACACGGGACAAGUCUAGUCUUGCGUCCGUCUAGUGCCUGGUCAUUAUCCUCCCAGGGACAGCCAGAGGUUUCUCGGCAAGUUUGUCCUGAACUUUUCCUUGAUCACUGCCAGCACUAGGCCCAUUUUAUGAUGUGACCUCUACUUGUGAAACCACCUGCCAGUGGCCUAGAAUAUAGGUUUGCAUACAUAUAGGUGUAGGAUUAGACAUGAGAGUGUUAAGUACUGCUGUCCAUGUAAAUGGAUCAGUAGCAAAUGUUUGGCAAGAGAAGCAGCAGUGCUUAAAAACGGUGUUGGGGC
Molecule: messenger RNA, 1621 nt
Organism: Suncus etruscus (white-toothed pygmy shrew)
Lineage: Eukaryota; Metazoa; Chordata; Mammalia; Eulipotyphla; Soricidae
Gene: RGS20
Product: regulator of G protein signaling 20
Exons: 5
Coding region: 1-1107 (368 amino acids)
Source: RefSeq, a predicted model, not a curated record